This is a messenger RNA of Odocoileus virginianus texanus, 1941 nucleotides long. It is a transcript of the gene METTL1, whose product is annotated as methyltransferase 1, tRNA methylguanosine. Gene Ontology annotation, molecular function: tRNA (guanine(46)-N7)-methyltransferase activity. The record is from RefSeq and is a predicted model, not a curated record. Gene Ontology annotation, biological process: RNA (guanine-N7)-methylation; tRNA methylation. NCBI's taxonomy places the organism in Eukaryota, Metazoa, Chordata, Mammalia, Artiodactyla, Cervidae. Gene Ontology annotation, cellular component: tRNA methyltransferase complex.
GAAACUCGCGCUGGAGAUCAUGGCGGGAACCGAGGCUGGGGACGCGGCAGGAGCCGAGGCCCCACAGCCUCAGAAGCGCUACUAUCGGCAGCGGGCUCACUCCAACCCCAUGGCGGAUCAUACGCUGCGCUACCCUGUGAAACCAGAGGACAUGGACUGGUCUGAGCUAUACCCAGAGUUCUUUGCUCCACCGCCUCAAAAUCAGAGCCACGACGACCCAAAGGAUAAGAAAGAAAAGAGAGCUCAGGCCCAAGUGGAGUUUGCAGACAUAGGCUGUGGCUAUGGCGGCCUGUUAGGUAACACUCUGGCCCUCUCUCUGGGGCAAGGAGAGGCAGUGCCUAGGUUCUGCCACCUCAGCAGGUUUGCUGGGGGCCAUAGUUGGCCUUUCCCCUUCGGACCAGACACUGCUUGCUGUGACAUCGUUGUGAAGAACCUCCACCUUCCCUCUACUCUGGUGGAACUGUCACCGCUGUUCCCAGACACGCUGAUUCUGGGUCUGGAGAUCCGGGUGAAAGUCUCAGACUAUGUACAAGACAGGAUCCGGGCCCUGCGAGCCGCUCCUGGAGGUGGUUUCCAGAACAUCGCCUGUCUCCGCAGCAAUGCCAUGAAGCACCUUCCUAACUUCUUCCGCAAGGGCCAGCUGGCAAAGAUGUUCUUCCUCUUCCCUGACCCACAUUUCAAGCGGACGAAGCACAAGUGGCGAAUCAUCAGCCCCACACUGCUGGCAGAAUAUGCCUACGUGCUGAGAGUUGGGGGGCUCGUGUACACCAUAACCGACGUGCCGGAGCUGCAUGAGUGGAUGUGCACCCACUUUGAAGGGCACCCCUUGUUCGAGCGUGUGCCUCUGGAGGAGCUGAGUGAAGACCCCAUUGUGGGACAUCUGGGCACCUCAACGGAGGAGGGAAAGAAAGUUGUACGCAAUGGAGGAAAGAACUUCCCAGCCAUCUUCAGAAGAAUACAGGAUUCCACCCUCCAGGCAGUGACUCCCACUCCUACCCCUCCUGGUCACUGACUUUGCCUUUGUCUUAGUGGAACCCCAUAUUUGGGGGACUGGAAAGGAGAUUGGGCCCUUGGACCUUCCCAGCUGAGCCUGCUACACAGGGAGCAGGCAGCAGUCUCUCAAGUUGAAGAUCUGCCCAGGGCAGGACCCUGGGGUUCAGGACCGCCCCAGACCCCUCUCAGGGGCAGCAGAAAGCCAAAGCAGCUGACUGGGAAGGUCAGAAGACCUUGGGCCAGAAGAGAUCCUUGGAAGGGAGUGGGACUUGCUCUUCCUUAGCGCUCCCUUCUCCUAGGCGCUCUCCUCAGCUGGAGCGAGGAAUGCAGUUCUCCACGGUCCAUCCAAACUGCCUGCUAGACUCAAAUCACCUGCCUGCUCACGUUUGCUUUACGGUUCUGAGGCUAACAUGUAUAUGUGUGCGCAUACACAUGCUGCUGUUUUUGAAGAAAGGCUGGAGUGUGGAUCACUCCCAUCCUCUCCCAGCCUAAGACUUGACCCGGGGAAUUCCUGUUCCCUUUGUUCUUGCUGUCUCUGGAGAUCCUGGGAGGGUGUGGUGGUGGAGACCCCCUCCCUCCUCAGGUUGACCUUUGCUUUGAUUUCAGAGCUGGCUGACUAGCCCUGAACCUGCUUGUGGAGGGCGGGAGUAAGGAGCAGAGAGCUGAACUGGGGAGGAUUCUGAGGCUAAAAGUGGAAAGGGGCUGCUGACUAGAACCCCCCCCCCACCAAACACACACAGCAGACUGAGUCAGCUGGAGAGUCAGAACUCUCGCUUAACCCUUGCUCUGUCCAGGAGCCCAGCAAAAUCUCUCAACUUUUCUAGUUUGCAAUAAGUUUCUUCAUUUCUGCUCCUCAAGUCCCAUAUUCCCAUGGCUGGUAGGACACGGCUUGUUGACCCAAAAGACCAACCCCCUCUCCUCAAGGAAUAAAAAUGAAGGCUCCUGAAA